CUCCCAAGUGCUGGGAUUAAAGGCGUGCGCCACCACUGCCCGGCGCUUUAUAGAAUUUUUAAGUAGACAGAAUGAGUUAAUCCCUGGAAACCACUUUUAAAAAAAAAAAAAAAAAAAGCAGAAUUCUGCAAGUGGUACACUAGGAGACUGGAGUAUUUGGUUGCUGGUUGCUUGGUUUAGUUUGAUUGGUGGGUUGGUUUUUAAAGCUGGGUCUCAGGUAUCUCAGGCUGACCUCACACUAUGUAACUGAGGCUGGUUAAGCCUCCUGACACAGGUGCUGGGAACUGAGUCUGGGUCCGUACAAGAGCGGUGCACGUUCUUAGUCACUGAACCAUUCCUUGCCCCACAGCAUCCUCAUUCUUUGACCACUGGAGCAUCCGAAAGUGCCAGUUUGCAGGCGUGAGCAUGGGCAUCCCUGCCUCCCCCUAAGUCCCGGGUACCAUUCAUGCUUUCACAUAAAGUAUGGCAUGCUUAGGCCUGGCCACUCGUCCCUCCUGUUUGCUAAGGCAUUCAUGGCACACCAGCUGAGACCCAGCUGCAGAGGUGGCCUUGUGCUCUCACACCAGACCCUGCUGGUUACUGGCCUCUAAUUUUACUUUCUGUGAAACCUGGGUUUUGGUUCUGGGCUACACUGACCUCAUAGUGAUCUAGUAUGUGUAAAUUUGGGGUUAUUUCUUGAUAGCAUUUACCAGGAAUCUACUACCAAGUCUAAAAUUUGGGGCUAUUUCCUGGAAAAUGCAAUUUCUUGAGGAGAUGUAGGGUUGUUUGUUUUUGUUUAUUUGAAUCUUUAAAGAUAUGUCCAUUUGGUUGCCAGGCAAUGGUGGUGCACACCUUUAGUCUCAGCACUCAAGAGGCAGAAGCAGGCGGAUCUCUGACAGUCAGGACUACACAGAGAACCCUGUCUUAGAAAACAAUAGUAAGAAAUAAUGUCCAUUUGACACAAGGUAUUGAGUGAGUCUCAGAGUCCCACAUGUGAAGUGUAUUCGACACCUCUCUCUAAGUCUAGUCAUUCCAGAGUAAUUUACUUAAAAAAAAUACUUUCCUGGACAGGGCUUAUAGCUCAGGGGUAGAGCAUUUUCCUUGAUAUGUGGGCCUCGGGUUCAAUCCCUGGCAUUGGUAGAAAUGAAAACAAAAACGGAAAACUUUUCAGAGGGCUCAGUGGUUAAAAGUAUGUCUGUGCACUUCCCGAAAACUAGGGUUCCAUUCCCAGGACACACUUGGCAGCUCACGACUGUCUGGAACUCCAAUUCUAAGGGCUCCAAAAGCACUAGAUACACAUGUAAUACAUGCAUGUACUACACAUGCAUGUAGGCAGGACACCAACACUUAUUAAAUAUGGUAAUAAUUUAAUAUUAUGGUAAUAAUAUGGUCUACAGAGUGAAUUCCAGGACAUCUGGGGAUACACAGAGAAACCCUGUCUUGGGGUAGGGAGGAGGCACUUUAAUAGAAGGGUAAGAGGAGAAGGGUAUCCCCAUAAGUGGAAGCCCAGCAUGGGAGAGGAGAGAAUGGGCCAUGAGGCUAGGCUGGUUACUGGACACAUAAAGAAAAGCCAUAAGGAGAAAGGAAGUCACCAAGACAGAAAGCUUUUGGGCAAUGUUAGACUGCAGGAGUAGCCCUGUGUCUCAGUUGGAGUCUAUAGCUACGAAGGGACACCAUGGCAAGUGGAUGUGUCUUAGUUAGGGUCUCCGUUGCUCUGAAGAGACACCAUGGCCACUGCAACUGUUACAAAGGAAAGCAUUUAAUGAUUGCAGGUGGUUUACAGUUGCGAGGUUUAGUUCAUUGUCCUCAUGGUGGGAAGCAUGGUGGCAUGCAGGCUGACAUGAUCUGGAGAGGAGCCAAGAGUUCUGCGUCCAGAUCAGCAGGCGGCAGGAAGAGUGAGCCACAGUCCACCCCCAGUGACACUUCCUCCAACAAGGACACACCUCCCAAUAGUGCCGCUCCCUAUAAGCCUAUGGGGCUGUUUUUACUGAAGCCACCACACUCUGUGAACUUUAGUUUCCAGCAGGUGUAUGCGUGUGUGUGUGUGCAGGCAGACGGGUGUAGACCUGACUAAAAGUGUAAGUGUGGAGUGUGAGGGAGAAGCCAGGGUGCCUGUAUACUCCCAGCUGUGUCCAUCAGAGGGGACAGCAGUGUCACACAGCCUCUAGUUGCGUGUUCCAGGGCUCCCAGAGGAGGCUGUCUGCAGGACUGUGCUGGAGGAAGACAUGGCUGAGGCCGCUGUGGACAUGGAAAGGUGCUGAGACCCAUAGCACUCCAGCAUGAACUUCUGCUGGCCCUACUGCCAAUAGCUCGUGGAUUGCCCUAGGAAGACGUGUCUGUAUAAAACUAAUAAAAUGGUGGUGGAUAAAGGAGCAGGAAUCAGGGUGCCUCCCUAGGUCCCUGCGACGUAGUAAGACAGAGGCCUUUGAACUGGAGUGUCCCUCCCUGUAUAGCCAGAGUAUGGCCCAGCAUGCUGUGUAUUCAGCAGCCCCACUUUCCUGUGCCCACAUGGUUUGUGCUAUCUUGGAAGCGUGCCUUUACAUCCCUAGCUGCUUUUCCUGGUGCAGGGUGUGUGGUGGGAGUUGGUCCUCACCCUGGAGCUGCAGGAGCCCAUGUAACCUCAUUAGAGCAGAAGUCACUGGGGCUCGGUGGCUCUGGGUCAGAUGCUGCCAUCGCUCUCAUCUCUCAGGAAAUUGAAAGGAUGGGAGCUGUGUCCCCGGGGAGCAGAGGACCGAGACCACGAGAUGCGUUCAUUGUGCUCUCAGCAGGACAGAAGCACAGGGCACACCGUGCAGUGUGGGUUGGCCUGUCCUUGCCCAGUCUUUCCACUUUCAGGAGGCUGAGUCAACAGCCGUGUGACCUUCCCUAGGUCCCCAGCAAAGUGGCAAAGGUGACAUUUGUCUGGGUGUGUGCUGCCGUUGUCCAGUGUUCUUGUGUUCCUGUUUAACAGAAGCUGCCCAAGAGCACAGCACACUCUUCAAUAACAAUUCAACAAAUGGCCAUUUUUACUUUGGAGAAAUUCUGACUUGAGGUUUAGAUUCCCUUUUAAUAAUCUCAACCAGCAGGCACCUUAUAUUCUCCAGGGAGAUUCACUCACCAUUGUAAGAGAUUCAAUUAUCUAAAUCCUGCAUGCACAGAUCCUGGCCUGAGUGCAGAUUGAUGCGCAUCACAAACCCCAGCUCAGUCCAUCAGUUUUCUUGUUUUUCCUGACGCUAUUCUGCCACGUGGAUUCUGCCUCAUGCCAGGCCCUGCUCCAGCACUUGCCAGAAGUUCAUGUUUAACCCAAGUGUCUUACUGGAUCCUUCUGACUUUUGUUAGGGCUAUGAUACCUACCAGAUUUGUCUUGGCGAGGUCCUCUGCUGUGUUGGGUGUUUCAGAGUGGGCUGCCCUCAAGCCCAGCCAGCUCCAUGCACUGCAAGCAUCUUCUCGACUGCUCUCUUUGGGCAUUCAGGACCGCGCUAAGCACCGGGAGGCCCCUGGAAAGAAGCCACUGUCAGAGAAAAAACUGAAAAGACAUUUUGUGGAUCGUCGGAGAGUGCUGGUCCGUGGAGGAAACGGAGGCUCCGGCAUAAGCUGUUUCCACAGUGAGCCCCGCAAGGAGUUCGGAGGCCCUGAUGGCGGGGAUGGAGGAAAUGGUGGCCAUAUCAUCCUGAGAGUUGACCGGCAAGUGAAGUCCUUGUCCUCAGUCUUGUCCCGGUAUCAGGGUUUCAGUGGAGAAGAUGGUGGCAGCAAAAACUGCUCUGGACGAGGUGGUGCCAUCCUCUACAUCCAGGUUCCUGUGGGUACCUUGGUGAAAGAGGGAGGUGAGGUUGUGGCUGACCUGUCUCACCCAGGGGAUGAGUACGUCGCUGCACUGGGGGGUGCAGGAGGAAAAGGAAAUCGCUUUUUUCUGGCCAAUGACAACCGUGCCCCUGUAACUUGCACCCCUGGACAACCGGGUCAGGAGCGGGUCCUCUACCUGGAACUGAAGACAGUGGCGCAUGCUGGGAUGGUUGGCUUCCCCAAUGCUGGGAAAUCAUCUCUCCUUCGAGCCAUUUCAAAUGCAAAGCCUGCUGUGGCUUCCUACCCAUUCACCACCUUGAACCCUCACGUGGGGAUCGUUCACUAUGAAGGCCACCAACAGGUAGCAGUGGCCGACAUCCCGGGCAUCAUCCGAGGCGCACACCAGAACAAGGGCCUAGGGCUCAGCUUCCUCAGGCAUAUUGAGCGAUGUCGCUUCUUCCUGUUUGUGGUAGAUCUUUCCUUACCUGAGCCAUGGACUCAAGUUGAUGAUUUAAAAUAUGAACUAGAGAAGUAUGAAGAAGGCCUGUCUGAGAGGUCCCAUGUGAUCAUCGCAAAUAAGAUUGAUAUCCCGCAGGCCAGAGCUCACCUGCCCCAGCUCCAGGCCCGCCUCGGGCAGGAGGUCAUCGCCUUGUCAGCACUGACUGGAGAGAACCUCGAGCAGCUGCUUCUGCACCUCAAGGCCCUGCACGAUGCCCACAUGGAGGCUGAGUUGGAGCAGGGCCGCCAGCCUCUCAGGUGGUAGUGGGCCCAGGGCUGCAUGCCCUGCCUGGGCCAGCAUGGGGCAGGAGUGGCCGGCAGUCACAGGAAGCAAACGCAAGCGUGUUGUAAAAUGUGGGCAGCUUUUAGCACCUGAGAGAAAGUACUUGCAAAUAUUUGAGUGUGUCAAUGUCUUUGUU
Microtus ochrogaster (prairie vole) is the source of this 4658-nucleotide messenger RNA. RefSeq names its product mitochondrial ribosome associated GTPase 2 (gene Mtg2). Gene Ontology annotation, molecular function: GTPase activity; GTP binding; magnesium ion binding. Lineage: Eukaryota; Metazoa; Chordata; Mammalia; Rodentia; Cricetidae. The record is from RefSeq and is a predicted model, not a curated record. Gene Ontology annotation, cellular component: mitochondrion. The transcript is spliced from 6 exons. The coding region runs from base 3218 to 4504 and encodes 428 amino acids.